ACAAGCGCGAAUCGCCGCAGUGACCAGUCUCAACCGAGCUUCUGACCGUACCUUGACAGGACGUUUGAUAACUAUUUAAAAAGUAUUUUAGACGUCAGUAACUUCUUAAACAUGAUCUCAAGGAUUGCUUUUCUUUUGGCGGUAGUGGGACUCUCCUGUGCCGCGACAUGGCAAGGCUACUUGCCCCCAAAACCCGCGGAGCAUGCUCACAAAACUGGCUGUUACGUGAAAGAGAUCGACGACGUUAUUCCUUUCGGCAAGACCAUCUACCCCAUCGGACAUUGCUAUAGAAUCGAAUGCACUGCUGGCAUGAUGUACUAUGCUUCAUGUGGCAAAGUUAUGACUAGCGAUGACACCUGCUACGUCACGGAAGAAGAUUUAAGUAAACCUUAUCCCGAUUGCUGUCCCCACGUGAAGUGCAUAGAAGACAACAGUGUAUCGAAAAACUAAAUUAUAACUAAGCAUCUGAAACUUGGUGGUCUAAUGUAAAGCCUGGAAGAAUGAAAUGAGUCGCUUUUGGAACUUUGAUUUUGGAUUUGAGAUUAAUACAACGUGGUCUGGCUAGCGCACCUGGCGAGGGUGACGUCACAUCGACGCUCUGGUGCGAGUGAGUGCGGGUUAGAGUCGCAUUCCAGCGAGUCAAACGAUCGGGUUGUAAGUUAUAACUCAGAGUGAAAUGUCAAUACAAGUGAAAUUAGACAUUAAGUUUAAAUUACUAUGAGUGAGAAAAUUAUUGGUGUAUGUAGGUGUGUUUGUUUGGAACCUUAAAUUAUUGUUAGCGUGAUACUCCAAAGAUGAAUUGAAAUUAUCUUAUGAGCAAAAUAUCUUGGAAACUUCAAUGAGUUUGUUGUUUUAGACUCUCUUUUCUUUUGUAUAUUGACACUAUUCUAACUGAAGAACUUACUUGCCUGUAUGAUUUAUUAUUGUAACUGUUAUAAUACUUACUUCCCAUAAGCAUAAUAAGCUCUAGUGCUUAUAUUUUGUUUUUUAUCAGCACAUUUAAUUUUGUAAUGUAUCUUCUUACGUCAAGACCAAGUACAUUUAGCAUGUAAGAUUAAGAACUGACGAAAAAUCAUGAGAUUUGUUGUAAUUUAGUUUCUAACUAGUUUUUAAUUAU
Molecule: messenger RNA, 1117 nt
Organism: Ostrinia furnacalis (Asian corn borer)
Lineage: Eukaryota; Metazoa; Arthropoda; Insecta; Lepidoptera; Crambidae
Exons: 3
Coding region: 112-450 (112 amino acids)
Source: RefSeq, a predicted model, not a curated record